AUGUUCGCCGUCGUCGUCGCCGCCGCCCUCGCUCUCGCAAGCACCGCACGCGCCGCACCGCUCAGCAAGCGGUACUACUACUACUACACGUAUGACAAUGGAAUAUCGCUCGGCGUGAAGGUCGGCAUUGCCAUCGCGGCCUUCUUCGUCGUCCUCGGCCUCUGCCUCCUUAUCGUGAGUGUCCCCCGCCUCCGUGCCACCAAGCCUUGGCUGACCCCACAGGGCUACUGCGUCCGCCGCAGCCGCUCAAAGUCGAGCUACGCGUACGUGCCCCCGCCCGUGCCCGCGCCGGUGCCCCAGCCCAACAUGACGUACGGCUACCCCGCAGCCGCGCCGGCAGCGUACCCCACAUACCCGACGUAUCCUGCACCAGCGGCUGGGCAGCCUGGGCAGGCAGCGGCAUACUACAACCCGUAUGGCGCGCGCGACAUGGCCACGCCGGGCUCGGAGAGCGCCGCGCCCUUCGCUGGCGAGGCCGCGCCGCCGGCGCGCCCGCUCUCGUCGCAGGGCACCGGACACACCACGCACGACGUGUAUGCGCAGAAGUAG
Vanrija pseudolonga is the source of this 549-nucleotide messenger RNA. RefSeq lists its product as uncharacterized. Bases 1 to 549 code for a protein of 182 amino acids. The transcript has a single exon. NCBI's taxonomy places the organism in Eukaryota, Fungi, Basidiomycota, Tremellomycetes, Trichosporonales, Trichosporonaceae. The record is from RefSeq and is a predicted model, not a curated record.